AUGACUAACCAUUAUUCUCUGUCAACAAAGGAGAAGGGCGAAGAUCUACAGACCUGGAUCGAAAACCAUCAUGCACCAGGGUGUCCAUAUCCGAUUUCUGAAUUUUCUUUGGCACCCAGAAAUCCCGACUAUGCCAUUGAGCGCACACCUAUCCGCCUAGAUUCCGGUGCUUUGGCUGCUCUUCAUCUCGACGCCAGUACUGAAACGUCUGGUUAUCGGAAGAUCAGUAUCACAAGGCAGGGCGAGGGCCCCCCAACGUGGUGGAUUGGGCGCAUUGGCCCCGGGGUGCUUUUCAUGGACGAUAUCUUCAGAUCCACCCGAAGCGAAGAUCCGCACAUAUCCGAGUUCACAAAGGCUGCCUAUGAAUUGGAUUUUCCUCUAAACAGUCUCAUGCAUGUGAUUGUGCCUAAUGUCAAUGAGACGGAUACUUUAUCGUGUGUCAAGCGGGUGUAUAAAUCCCACGAGGUGAUUCGGUAUCCAUGGAGUGAAGAGCAGACUUGGGAGCCUUGUUCGUCUGGAUACAAGGCCCUACUGGGUACCGGUAUUGGCAAGAUUGUUGGGGCCUUUGUUCUAUGCUCAUGGGGUCAAGGCAGAAAACGAAUUUCGCGGAUUGUGACUUUUCACGUGAAGUCUGAUGUUCAUAAGUUAUAUAUGCGGUUUGAUCUUGAGGAUAUAUGA
Penicillium paradoxum is the source of this 678-nucleotide messenger RNA. RefSeq lists its product as uncharacterized. The record is from RefSeq and is a predicted model, not a curated record. Bases 1 to 678 code for a protein of 225 amino acids. The transcript has a single exon. Lineage: Eukaryota; Fungi; Ascomycota; Eurotiomycetes; Eurotiales; Aspergillaceae.